UGAAAUAAAUAAAUUAAAAAAAUAAUUGGUGGAGUAUUAAAAAUGGAUUCAAAUGCACGCAAAAAAAGCAGUUUAACAGCAUACUUUAUCCCCUACUUAACACCAAGUCACUACUUACCUCUCUUUCAAAUUGCUAAGUUAUUUGCAUCUCGCGGGGUGCAUGUUAUUUUCCUUACUACUUAUCACAAUUCCCUCUCUUUUCGCGAUUCCAUCCCCUCUCUCAACCAAUUAGGAUUACACAUCGACCUUGAGUAUGUCGACUUCCCUAGCAAGGAAGUCGGCUUGCCCGAGGGGAUUGAGAGCUUCAGUGCCGCUACUAACACCGAUAUGGCCGGUAGAGUCCUCCAAGCAUUUUUCAUGCUUCAAGCUCCCAUUGAGGCUAUGGUCCGGGCUGCUAAGCCUGACUGCAUUGUCGCUGAUACUCACUGUUUUUGGACCACUGCUCUCGCGGAAGACCUUGGUAUCCCUCGUUUGGUACAUCAUGGUCAAGCUGCUUUUUCCCUCGCAGCUAUUGAUGCCUUUGAUAGGUAUACUCCUUAUGAGAAUGUGAAAUCUGAUGACGAACCCUUCCUAUUGCCGGGACUCCCACAUCCAAUCUACAUGACCCGUUCAGAACAUCCGCCAUGGAUCCAAAGUUCAAAUUUCUACACCACAUUCUUGAACAAAAUUAAAGAGGCAGAUGGCAACUCUUACGGUCUUCUUGUUGAUACCUUCUAUGAGUUGGAGAAAGACUACAUAGAUUUCUACAGGACCACUUUGGACUGUCGUACCUGGUGUAUUGGCCCUAUUUUCCUACACCAUGACCAUGCUCUACACAAAAUCAACUCCAAGGACAAGCUCAACCACGACAAUAACAAAUCGGAUGAGAACAACCCAAGCAAACACCCUUGUUUGGAGUGGCUCGAUAAAAUGCCACGUGGAAAAGUUGUGUACGUUAGUUUUGGAAGUUUAUCAAGGUUUAGCUCAGCUCAACUAUUGGAGAUUGCUCAUGCACUUGAAUCUUCGGGUCACCCAUUUAUAUGGGUGGUCCGAAAGAAGGAGUCAGAGGAAGUAGGGGUGAAAUGGUUACCCGAGGGAUUUGAAGAAAGGAUAUCUCAGAAAAGUAUUGGGAUGCUUAUAGAAGGAUGGGCACCCCAACCACAGAUAUUAGAGCACCCUGCCAUUGGUGGGUUCGUGACACACUGUGGGUGGAACUCUUCGGAAGAGUCCCUCGCUGCAGGGCUACCAGUCGUGGUUUGGCCACUCUCUGCUGAACAAUUCUACAAUAGAAAGUUGUUUAUUGAUGUAUUAAAGAUUGGAGUUGGGGUUGGAAAUAUGAAGUGGAGCUCCAUGAUUGAUGGAACGGAUGAGUUAGUGAAGAGAGAUAAGAUUGAGAAUGCUGUGAGGGAGAUGAUGGGUGAUCAUGUGGAGGCUCAGGAAAGGAGGCAGCGCGCCAAGGAGUUUGGCAUCGCUGCUAAGAAGGCUGUUCAACAAGGUGGUUCAUCUUAUGAUAGUUUAACUGCUGUCAUUGAUGAACUACACCGUCUCAAAAAUUCAUCAAAAGUUGCUGCAUGAUUAAUAUUAGAUGGAUUUUAGUCAAUAAGUGUGAUGUUAGAUGUUUUGUUUGGGCAUUAAUAAGUGGUAUAUUUAGGGUAGCAUCAUUUUUCUAUUUUACUAGUCUAUCUACGGAGUACUAAUUAACAAGGAAAUAAUGAUUACAUUGAUGAAUUAAAAAUAACUGAUUGUUUAGUUGGGAUUAAAUUUCAGGAAUAGUAGUAAUGAAGAGAAAAUGAAUGACAAUAGCCGCACUAUAGUUGUAAGAGAGCAAAUGAGAAGAGAGGUGUUCGGAAGAAGAAAGAAGAAUGGAGAAAGAGGAGCAAAAAAGAGGUGGUUGAUUGCAAAGCUAUAACGUUGCAAAGUUUAUUUAUUUUUAUUAUUAUUAUUA
Chenopodium quinoa (quinoa) is the source of this 1924-nucleotide messenger RNA. Its product is annotated as anthocyanin 3'-O-beta-glucosyltransferase-like. The record is from RefSeq and is a predicted model, not a curated record. Gene Ontology annotation, molecular function: UDP-glycosyltransferase activity. Bases 43 to 1554 code for a protein of 503 amino acids. Lineage: Eukaryota; Viridiplantae; Streptophyta; Magnoliopsida; Caryophyllales; Amaranthaceae. The transcript is spliced from 2 exons.